AAAAGACCAGAGGAGAGCAUCCUCUCAUCCACAGUUCUGCUCGCUCCUCUCUGAAGAUGAUACCACUGAGGAUACUCUGUGUGUUGCUCUGCCUCAACUUAGCUUGGGCUCAGGAUGGGGAGACUGUCUUUGAAAAGGAGGGUGCAGUCGGACGUGGCCCCAGGAUCGUGGAGCAGAGGCACCAGUCCUCCUGCAAGUAUGAGAAGAACUGGCCUAUCUGUGCAGACGAUGACUGGGGUACAAAAUGUCCAUCAGGCUGCAGAAUGCAAGGACUAAUUGAUGACACGAUCCAGGAUAACACUCACAGAAUAGACAAAAUUAGGCAGCAACUUGCAGCCAGUCAAAAUAACUAUAAAACAUCCAAUCGGGUAAUUGUGGAAACCAUAAAUAUACUGAAGCCUGGUCUGGAGGGUGCCCAGCAGCUUGAUGAGAAUUAUGGUCAUGUGUCAGCAGAACUGAGGAGGAGGAUUGUGACAUUAAAGCAGCGAGUUGCCACUCAAGUGAACAGAAUUAAAGCUCUGCAGAACAGCAUUCAGGAGCAGGUGGUGGAAAUGAAACGUUUGGAGGUGGACAUUGAUAUUAAGAUACGAGCUUGCAAAGGAAGCUGUGCAAGAAGUUUUGAUUACCAGGUGGACAAAGAAGGCUAUGACAACAUCCAGAAGCAGCUUACCCAGGCCAGCUCCAUUGACAUGCACCCAGACUUUCAAGCAACCACCUUGAGCACACUGAAAAUGAGGCCUCUUAAGGACUCGAAUGUUCCUGAACAUUUUAAGCUCAAGCCUCCACCAGAAAUGCAAGCUCUGAACGCAUUUAAUAACAUCAAGCAGAUGCAAGUGGUAUUAGAAAGACCAGAAACAGACUCAAGGCCCUCCCGAGGCGAGACCUUUUACCACGUGGAAGAAGCAAGGGGGGAUUCUUCACCUUCCCACACCAGCAAAUUAGUUACUUCUGCUCAUGGGAGAGAAAACCCUAGCCUGGUAGAUAAAACCACCUCCUCUGUCCAUAGAUGCACCAGAACUGUCACUAAGAAAGUCAUUAGUGGCCCUGACGGUCCUAGAGAAGAAAUAGUUGAAAAAAUGGUUUCCUCUGAUGGCUCAGACUGCUCCCACUUACAAGGAGGACGGGAAGGAAGCACAUACCAUUUUAGUGGGACAGGUGACUUUCACAAGCUAGACAGGCUUCUGCCAGAUCUAGAGUCAUUCUUCACCCACGACUCUGCAUCCACUGGUAGCAGGCACUCUAUUGGCUCGAGCACCACCACAACCAGCAGCCGUGUGACUGGGGCAGGCAGCAGCCGCCUGAGCACUGGAGGGAAAGACAAAUUCACAGACUUGGGAGAGGAGGAAGAAGAUGAUUUUGGAGGACUUCACCCAUCUGGAUUUGCUGCCAGCAGUGCAAGUCACUCCAAGACUGUAGUGAGCAGUUCCUCUUCUAGUUUCAACAAGGGAGGCUCCACUUUUGAAACCAAGUCCCUAAAGACCCGUGAAAUAUCUGAGAGGCUAGGUGGGGUGCAACAUGAUCAGAGUGCAGAGGAUACCCCAGACUUUCAGGCGCGCAGCUUCAGACAAGCAGCAAUGAGUACAAGGAGAGACUACAGUGGGAAAGACUGCGAUGAUAUCCGCCAGAAACACACUUUUGGUGCCAAAAGUGGCAUUUUCAAAAUCAAGCCAGAGGGAUCCAGUAAGGUUUUGUCAGUUUAUUGCGACCAAGAGACCACUUUGGGAGGAUGGCUAUUGAUCCAACAGAGAAUGGAUGGAUCAGUGAAUUUUAACCGUACGUGGCAAGACUACAAGAGAGGUUUCGGCAGCGUGGAUGGCAAAGGGCGAGGAGAGUUGUGGCUGGGCAAUGAGAACAUCCACUUGCUGACUCAGAACGAGACUCUGCUUCGAGUAGAGUUAGAGGACUGGGAUGGAAAUGCUGCAUACGCAGAGUACAUCGUGCAGGUAGGGACUGAAGCAGAAGGCUAUGCCCUGGCUGUGUCCUCCUACGAGGGGACUGCGGGGGAUGCACUGGUUGCGGGCUGGCUGGAGGAAGGCUCUGAGUACACGUCCCACGCUCAGAUGCAGUUCAGCACCUUUGACCGGGACCAAGACCGCUGGGAGGAGAGCUGUGCUGAGGUGUACGGCGGCGGCUGGUGGUACAACAGCUGCCAGGCAGCCAACCUCAAUGGCAUUUACUACCCAGGGGGCCACUACGACCCCAGGUACAAUGUUCCAUAUGAGAUCGAGAACGGAGUAGUCUGGAUACCAUUUAGAGCCUCCGAUUAUUCCCUCAAAGUUGUUAGAAUGAAAAUCAGACCCCUGGAAACCCUGUAGAAGGACAGGCAUUUAAUAUUUGUCUCACAGCUAAAAGUCGGAAAUGUCUUCUAUAUAUCUAUGUGUGUGAUGUACCUUUACCCUAUGAAUUUGAAGGCAACAUGGCACAUCUGUGGCAUACAAAAUAAACUGAUUGAUUAUUAACAAAA
Lagopus leucura (white-tailed ptarmigan) is the source of this 2464-nucleotide messenger RNA. It is a transcript of the gene FGA, whose product is annotated as fibrinogen alpha chain. Gene Ontology annotation, cellular component: fibrinogen complex. Gene Ontology annotation, molecular function: signaling receptor binding. The transcript has 6 exons. Gene Ontology annotation, biological process: platelet activation; protein polymerization; blood coagulation. The coding region runs from base 57 to 2315 and encodes 752 amino acids. NCBI's taxonomy places the organism in Eukaryota, Metazoa, Chordata, Aves, Galliformes, Phasianidae. The record is from RefSeq and is a predicted model, not a curated record.